Molecule: messenger RNA, 4233 nt
Organism: Pecten maximus
Lineage: Eukaryota; Metazoa; Mollusca; Bivalvia; Pectinida; Pectinidae
Exons: 24
Coding region: 337-4233 (1298 amino acids)
Source: RefSeq, a predicted model, not a curated record
UUCAGCGUUACGUACUCCUGUUUAAUGAAGGAAGAGAACUUGUGAGGAAGAAGACAAGUGAGAGAGGGCUUAAUCCAGGUCAGAUCAGGCAGCUCUUGGCAGGCCCACAAGAUCCUCAGGCCCUUCAACGCUUGAUGAAAAGGAUUUCAUCGCCAUCAAAAGUUGAACCAAACAUCCCAAGCAGAGAUGACAGAGAGCUGGUGGCCUGUUUAGAGGAAUACGAGUCGGUCGCUUCAACCUGGUUAAGGUUCCAAUCAACCUUUAUCAAGUGCAGUGGACUCCACACCAAAUCUAUGUACAGUUUCAAGACAACUUUUCCAAGGCAAAGAGGUAACCAUGGCUCCCCCUGAUUCUAAUGUCCUCCAGACCUCAACUGUAACACGUCCAGUUUCCCAAAGUAGAGAGAUGCCCCUGGCUCCUCCUUUGAAAACAUCAACAGUUACACGUCCAGUUUCCCAAAGUAGAGAGAUGCCCCUGGCUCCUCCUUUGAAAACAUCAACAGUUACACGUCCAGUUUCCCAAAGUAGAGAGAUGCCCCUGGCUCCUCCUUUGAAAACAUCAACAGUUACACGUCCAGUUUCCCAAAGUAGAGAGAUGCCCCUGGCUCCUCCUUUGAAAACAUCAACAGUUACACGUCCAGUUUCCCAAAGUAGAGAGAUGCCCCUGGCUCCUCCUUUGAAAACAUCAACAGUUACACGUCCAGUUUCCCAAAGUAGAGAGAUGCCCCUGGCUCCUCCUUUGAAAACAUCAACAGUUACACGUCCAGUUUCCCAAAGUAGAGAGAUGCCCCUGGCUCCUCCUUUGAAAACAUCAACAGUUACACGUCCAGCUCAUGCCCAGGCUGUACAUUUUGAAGAGCUGUCUCCUGCUCCAACUGUACAGUUAGCGCCUUUCCAGGAAGCAUCCCCUGUGACAUCUAGUCCUGUUGAUGAGCUGUUGGUGGAGCCACCUGUUCAAGUUCCCAGCACAUCUCAGCCAACAUUACUUACAUCCACAUCAGUUGAACCUGUUUUGUAUGAAAAAUGGAGGACGACUCUACCCAAAGUUGAUCACCAAUGGGUGUCGAGGACAUUUUUUUGUCUCAACUCGAACAACAAGAUGGAGUUCAAAUCCGACAGGGUUUCACAACUUUGGAACGACCCACCACAGCCAAGUCUGUCAGGCAACACCAGGAGCCGAGCAGACCGGUAUUUUGGUCACCGGCUUUUCCUGUGGAUGCCUGUUAACAUUUGGGGUGUCCAGUUGCACUGCCCACACGUAUCUGAGGACAGCAUCAUCUGUGAUGGAAUAUUAACACGUGCAGGGAUGCAUCAAAAGACCAGACUUGUUGUUGAUGUUGACUGUUUUUAUAACAUGGGAGCAGAGUACCUGCGCUGCUCUAAAUGUUGUAAAAAGAUGGUUGCCUGGGCACACAACAUUGUGUCACAGCUGGACAGAGACAGACAACUAUUGUUUCCUGCAAUCCUGACUGCAAAGUAUUCUUGCGACAAGAAGGUGGUGACUUUGUUACGUCAGAGAGGACUAGGGAACAGCAGCAGUAUGGUGCAGAAACAGCUGGAGGAAUUACAUGGUGAAAUGUACCUGCGCAAGGUUCACCAUUACCUUACAGCAUGUAAAACCUUCAUGGCCGCCAGCUCUUCAGGACUGAUAUCAACAGGAGUCACUGAAGAGCCUCCACACCAAGCUCCUGUGCCACAACACAGAUGGCUGAUGAAAGUCUACCAGCUAGAUGUUCUCCAGCGUCUGGAUUUCAUCAAGGCCUCCAUCACCUCUUUGUUUGGUAGUGUACUGAAGCUAGACUCGACCAAGAAGAUCACCAAAAAGUUGGCGGGAAAGAGUUCAAAGACUGCAAUGUGGGCUACCAAUGUGGGUAAUGAGCACGGUCAAGUGAUCAUGUCCGUCUUGACUGCUAACGAGGGUCAGGGCCUUGCGAACAUGAUAACUGGACUAUGUCAACGGUACAUUGAGGCCAAAAUUGAUCCACCACGUCUGCUGUACGUCGACAGAGAUUGCUGUGACAGCAGCUGUGUCCUGAAGUACUUCAGCAACUGGCCAUAUCUCCUUGUGAGGUUGGACAUCUGGCACUUCAUGCGGAGAUUGUCUGUUGGCUGCACAACUGAUGCCCAUCCUUUGUAUGGCAUCUUCAUGAGUCGUCUGAGCCACUGUAUCUUCAGAUGGGAGGAGGAAGAUGUAAAUCUUCUGAAGAAAGCGAAGAGAGCAGUGAUGACUCAGCAACACAUACCUGAUCCAUCGGAGGCAGACGUUGUGCGCCACAUCAAGUCUGACGAGCUGGCCUUACACUGUCGUAGGGUGACCAGAGGGACAAAGGAAACCACUGAGCUGAUCAGCGCCCUUAUCAUGUCCAUGGAUGGUGACAAGGGACUAGACAUCCUUGGAGUACCUUUGUUUGACAGUGUCAGGAUGCAGGAAAUUUGGGCUAAGCAGUCGCCGCAUGUAGCUUGUCUCCAGGAUCCUGAUGGUGUUCAGCUGUACACCAAAGUUGGCACUGUCAGGAAAGGUGGUGUGCUGUUGCCCAAGUACCGUUGUGCCAGAGGUUCCACUUCACUGGAGAGUUUUCAUCUUCACCUGAACAGGUUUAUUCCAGGUACUCUUGCAAGCGACGUAAACUUCCAGGUUUACAUGCUGGAUGGCAUUUAUCGCUGGAACCAGGACAGACACAGAGUGGCAACAACUGAGCGGGAAGGGCAAGGGCCGCUGUCAUAUGAUGGUAGUUUGCGCCACUCUGUUAACCGUCUAUCACAGGAAAUCCUGGGGAAAGACUUGAGUGCAAACUUGGCAGUACCUGGAACGUACACAGGUGAACUCAUCGGCUUGGAAUAUUUAUAUUCUCAGUCAACUGGUGUCCCUGUGCAAUACCUGGCGACAGUCAAAUCCAUUGAGGAGGAUACCAUGGAGGAUGAGGAGUCUCGUGAGGAGGAUGAAGGGUUUGAGGAAUCCUUGGUCUUUGAGGAUCUGACCAUCCCUUCAUUGAAGGCAGCAGCACCUCAAACAGCAACUCCUACCAAGCCCCUCUUGGAGAUCCCAACAGAAGAGGAGUACCAGGAGCUAGUGAGAGAUACACAACACACCGAACUCCAGCUGAACGUGACACCAACUACUGAACAGUCUGAGCCUCGUCAAGAGUUGUCUCCUGUCACUAGUGCAGAAACUGUCCCCGAUGAUAAUGACCUUGAUCCUGAUAACGUGCCUGGCUACUCCCAUGUCUGCAACCUGGCCAGUUUCCUGGUGACCCUGAGAGAGCAGGCCACUGGCCUCAGUACAAACCAGGCACUCAAUGUCAUCAGGCUGUGGGAUUCUUUGUCAGACUUUGACAAAACCAGGACACGGUUUCCCCAAAGGUUCUCGUCAGCUGGGUCAGGACGCUUCAAAAGCCCGAAGAAAAAUGUGGCGCUAGGAGUGACCAGUAUAGAAAGAGCUGUCCUUGGGCCAAACUCCACCAGAGCAAACUGGCCAGAUUGCAACAGGUAUGUGGAGGCUACUGUGGAGAAGUUGUUGCUCUGCUACCCAAGUGACAGGCGUAUCAAGAAUGCUCCAUUCAUGUCACGAUGGACACUAAUCAAGGAAGGCUAUUCCAGGAUCCAGUUCCUGAUUACAUCCAGCAGAAGGGUCCUGGAUAGCACUGAUAUUCAGCUUCCGAGUCUCAACCAGAAGACUAUUCAACAGUGGUACAACAAAAAGGGGAAGGAGAGGGAUCUCAAGAUCCUAAUGCAAGGCAUUGAUCUUCCAUCAGCUUCUAUGACUGGACAAGGAGCACCAGCACCAAAACCGAAGCCAGUGUCUUUGCAGUCUGGACAGACUCCUCCCUUCCGGUUUCAGUGUCCACCUGAUACUGCUGGCAUGGCCAAGCUAAAGAAAAGGAUUGUAAAAGCGCCAUUAACACCAGCUUUGCUACGGCCAAUCCUCCCUAUGCCUUCUUCACCUGCCUCUGCACCUGUACAGUUCCAAGUGAUAGUGACACCACCACUGCCCACAUCAAUGGUACCAACUGUACAGCCAGGACAGAAGAGGAAAGCUGUGGAUGCAGGGAUGGCCAAGAAAAGAAAGACCGCAACUGUCAAGUGCCCUAAGUGUGGAGAAGAGAGAACACCUCCCACUCACCAACAAUACAUGGGCUUCAGAUACUGUGGGAAGACAGGGACAAGUUCCUUUGAUGAAUGGAGGGCAAGUUUGAAAGAAAAGGGUGUUGCCAGGAAAAAGAAAGAUCCGCAGUAG